UGUUCUCGCACUCUAGCCCGCGGGCCUGUCCUCGCGCUGGCCGGGCUGCGCGCGCAUCGCACCUCUCCUUCGUCCUAGUGCGCACGCACGGCUCCGCCCUCGCCCCCUUCGGCGCUCGGGAGGCCGAGUCCGCACGAAGAUGGCGGCGCCGCUCGUCCCCCUCGCGCAGCAGAUGCCCAGUGGAAAUCCGUUAUAUGAAUCUUACUACAAGCAGGUGGACCCUGCCUACACAGGAAGAGUUGGGGCCAGUGAGGCUGCGCUGUUUCUGAAGAAGUCGGGGCUCUCUGACAUCAUCCUGGGGAAGAUAUGGGACUUGGCAGACCCCGAAGGUAAAGGGUUCUUGGACAAACAGGGUUUCUAUGUUGCGCUGAGAUUGGUGGCCUGUGCACAGAGUGGCCACGAAGUCACCUUGAGCAAUCUGAGCCUCACCAUGCCACCACCGAAGUUUCAUGACACCAGCAGCCCACUGAUGGCCACACAACCGUCUACAGAGACUCACUGGGCUGUGCGGGUGGAAGAGAAGGCAAAGUUUGAUGGCAUCUUUGAAAGCCUUCUGCCAGUCAAUGGUCUGCUCUCUGGAGACAAGGUCAAGCCAGUCCUCAUGAACUCGAAACUACCUCUGGAUGUGCUGGGCAGGGUCUGGGACCUCAGUGACAUUGACAAGGAUGGACAUCUGGACCGAGAUGAAUUUGCUGUGGCCAUGCACUUGGUGUACCGCGCCUUGGAGAAGGAGCCAGUGCCCUCUGUCCUGCCCCCAUCCCUCAUCCCACCUUCCAAGAAGAAGAAGACAGUGUUUGCAGGUGCUGUGCCUGUCCUGCCUGCCAGCCCCCCACCCAAAGACAGCCUCCGCUCCACGCCAUCCCAUGGCAGCGUCAGUAGCCUCAACAGCACAGGCAGCCUGUCUCCAAAGCACAGCGUCAAACAGACUCAGCCUCCAGUGGCCUGGGUGGUGCCUGUGGCAGAUAAGAUGCGCUUUGAUGAGAUCUUCUUGAAGACAGACCUGGACCUUGAUGGCUAUGUGAGUGGUCAGGAAGUGAAGGAGAUCUUCAUGCACUCAGGUCUCACACAGAACCUUCUGGCACACAUUUGGGCCCUGGCUGAUACCAGACAAACGGGGAAGUUAAGCAAAGAGCAAUUCGCACUGGCUAUGUAUUUCAUUCAGCAGAAGGUCAGUAAAGGCAUCGACCCUCCUCAAGUCCUCUCGCCAGACAUGGUGCCACCCUCCGAGAGAGGCACUCCUGUUCCAGAUAGUUCAAGUGUUCUCGGGUCAGGAGAGUUCACUGGUGUGAAGGAGCUGGAUGACAUUAGCCAGGAGAUUGCUCAGUUGCAGAGAGAGAAGUACUCACUGGAACAAGACAUCAGAGAAAAGGAAGAGGCGAUCAGACAGAAAACCAGUGAAGUACAGGAACUACAAAAUGACCUAGACAGGGAAACCAGCAGUCUGCAGGAGCUUGAGGCUCAGAAGCAGGACGCCCAGGACCGCCUGGAUGAGAUGGACCAGCAGAAGGCCAAGUUGAGGGACAUGCUGAGUGACGUGCGGCAGAAAUGCCAGGAUGAGACCCAGAUGAUCUCGUCAUUGAAAACCCAGAUCCAGUCUCAGGAGUCAGAUUUGAAGUCCCAGGAGGAUGAGCUCAGCCGGGCCAAGUCAGAGCUGAGUCGGCUGCAGCAGGAGGAGACACAGCUGGAGCAGAGCAUCCAGGCUGGGCGUGCCCAGCUGGAGACGAUCCUCAAGUCCCUCAAGUCCACGCAAGAUGAAAUCAACCAGGCAAGAAGCAAGCUGUCCCAGCUGCAAGAGAGCCGCCUAGAAGCUCACCGGAGCCUGGAACAGUACGACCAGGUGCCCGAUGGGAUCUCUGGCACCAGCCUGCCUGACCUGGCCACCCUGAGUGAAGGCAUCUUGCUGGCAGAGAGAGGCGGCUUUGGAGCCAUGGAUGACCCUUUCAAAAACAAAGCCUUACUGUUUAGCAACAACUCCCAAGAACUACAUCCAGACCCCUUCCAGGCGGAGGACCCCUUCAAGUCCGACCCAUUUAAAGGAGCUGACCCCUUCAAAGGUGACCCCUUCCAGAAUGAUCCCUUCGCAGAGCAACAGACGGCAGUCACAGACCCAUUUGGAGGGGACCCUUUCAAAGAAAGUGACCCAUUCCACAGCUCAAACACUGAUGACUUCUUCAAGAAACAGACAAAGAAUGACCCGUUUACCUCAGACCCCUUCACAAAGAACCCCUCCUUACCUCCAAAGCUCGACCCAUUUGAGUCCAGUGAUCCCUUCUCUUCGUCCAGCAUCUCCUCGAAAGGAUCAGAUCCCUUUGGAACCCUAGACCCCUUUGGAAGCGGCUCCUUCAGCAGUGCCGAGGGCUUCGCUGACUUCAGCCAGAUGUCCAAGCCCCCACCUUCUGGCCCCUUCUCCUCCUCCUUGGGAGGCACAGGAUUCUCAGAUGACCCCUUUAAAAGUAAACAGGACACUCCCGCUCUGCCUCCGAAGAAGCCCGCUCCUCCACGGCCCAAACCGCCCAGCGGUCAGAGUACACCUGUAAGCCAGCUGGGUUCUUCAGCCUUCCCCGAGUCCCCCGAUCCAUUCCAGCCACUCGGGGCUGACAGCGGCGACCCGUUCCAAAAUAAAAAGGGGUUUGGGGACCCAUUUAGUGGCAAAGAUCCUUUUGCCCCCUCUUCAGCUAAACCUCCUAAGGCCUCUUCCUCCGGCUUUGCCGACUUCACCUCUUUUGGCAAUGAGGAGCAGCAGUUGGCCUGGGCCAAGCGGGAAAGCGAGAAAGCGGAGCAGGAGCGGCUGGCGAGGCUGCGGAGACAGGAGCAGGAGGACCUGGAGCUGGCCAUCGCCCUCAGCAAGGCUGACAUGCCGGCCUAGGUGGUGCAGGGGAAGCUGCUGCUGUCAGUAUGUACACACCCAUGCUCAGAGCGUGCCCGCUUCAAGCCGUGCCAUGCCACAGCCACCAGUUAAGGACAAGCUGGCCACCGGGCCUGGGCUUCGGGGCCUUGUUCAGAGGCAGUAGACGCAGCUCACCCCUGUGAGUGGGCCAGGUAGGCAGCUGUAGGCAAAAGGCCUGGAAGCUGCCGGUCUGUCUGAGGUGUGAUGGCAGUCAGUCAGGCUCCACCUUCCAGAUCGUUCAACAACUGGCAGAGACAGCCUCCAGUCUCCUGGCUGCAGACAGGCCCCGCCCCCAGCCCCUCCCCGCAUCCAUGAGACACCCCUACAUGAUGUAUGCAUUCGUUGUAUAAAAAUGAAGUUUGAAUGAUUAAUAUAAAAUAUUUUAAU
Messenger RNA from Onychomys torridus (southern grasshopper mouse), 3274 nucleotides. RefSeq names its product epidermal growth factor receptor pathway substrate 15 like 1 (gene Eps15l1). Lineage: Eukaryota; Metazoa; Chordata; Mammalia; Rodentia; Cricetidae. Gene Ontology annotation, molecular function: cadherin binding; calcium ion binding. Gene Ontology annotation, cellular component: plasma membrane; cytoplasm; clathrin coat of coated pit. The record is from RefSeq and is a predicted model, not a curated record. Gene Ontology annotation, biological process: endocytosis; endosomal transport. Bases 140 to 2866 code for a protein of 908 amino acids. The transcript is spliced from 24 exons.